This is a messenger RNA of Poecilia reticulata (guppy), 8906 nucleotides long. RefSeq names its product QKI, KH domain containing, RNA binding a (gene qkia). Gene Ontology annotation, cellular component: nucleus. The record is from RefSeq and is a predicted model, not a curated record. Lineage: Eukaryota; Metazoa; Chordata; Actinopteri; Cyprinodontiformes; Poeciliidae. Gene Ontology annotation, biological process: regulation of mRNA splicing, via spliceosome. Gene Ontology annotation, molecular function: mRNA binding.
AUCGAACGUCCCCGAGCGCACACGGCGUAAAGGAGAGUCUGUGGAAGGGACAUAACGGUUUUCUUUUCGGGCCCCCCUCUCCACUCAGACAACAAGAACCAACAAAAACCUGAAUUUUAGAGGGGCUUACACAAUCUUCUUCUGCUCUAAAGGAGGAGGGAAGCGAGGGAUUGAAGCAGCAAGUUCUUUUUUUCUUUUUCAUUUUUUUUCUCUUUUUCUUAAAAGAGGAUUUUGUGUUUUCACGGUGGUUCGCUCUUCGCUCUCGCCGCAAAGAUGAUGGUCGGAGAGGUCGAAGUGAAGGAGCGACCGAGGCCGAGUCCGGACUAUUUGAUGCAAUUAUUAAACGAAAAGAAGCUUAUGACCAGUUUGCCAAAUCUCUGCGGGAUCUUCACGCACCUGGAGCGGCUUCUGGAUGAAGAGAUCAACAGAGUGCGUAAAGAUAUGUACAGCGACACAGUGAACGGCCUUGUGGACAGACACCCGCUGGAGCUGCCCGAACCCAUCGGACCCAUCGUUCACCUGCAGGAGAAACUGUUUGUGCCUGUCAAAGAGUACCCAGACUAUAACUUUGUGGGAAGAAUCCUCGGUCCCCGGGGACUCACUGCCAAACAGCUGGAAGCAGAGACGGGAUGCAAAAUCAUGGUGCGAGGAAAGAGCUCCAUGAGAGACAAGAAGAAGGAGGAGCAGAACAGAGGGAAGCCAAACUGGGAACACCUAAAUGAAGACCUUCACGUCCUAAUCACAGUUGAAGACACACAAAACAGAGCAGAGAUCAAGAUGAGGAGAGCGGUAGAGGAAGUCAAGAAGCUCCUCGUACCUGCUGCUGAGGGUGAAGACAAUUUGAAGAAGAUGCAGCUGAUGGAGCUGGCUAUUCUCAACGGGACAUACAGAGACAACAAUGUCAAAACACCCCCCCUUGCGUUCUCUCUUGCAGCAGCGGCGGCGGCCGCUCAGGGCCCCCGCCUCAUAGCGGCCCCCGCGGGUCAGGUGUUGCCUCCGUCGGCACUCCGGCCCCCAACGCCGGCCGGGGCCCCCAUCAUGAACCUCAUUCGGCCCACUCAGAUGGCCGCUAUGCUGCCCAAUGGCACCCCCACCUUGGUGCCUCCCACACCAGACGGCGGACUAAUCUACACCACCCCUUAUGAGUACCCCUACGCCUUGGCACCCACCUCGCUGCUGGAGUACCCCAUCGAGCACAGUGGGGUUCUAGGUAAGAGAGCCUGGGGGAGCUUGGGUGCAGCGGGUACAGCGGCCAACUUUAGCCAGCCUGGACAGGAGGGCAGCUUGUUUUACCCCGGAGUCGGGGUGCUGGACGCAGCUGCCAUGAGCCACAGUCAGGACUUGUUGAAAGGUGCAAUGGCUACUAAAGUGAGACGGCAUGACACGCGGGUCCAUCCUUACCAAAGGAUUGUGACCGCUGACAGAGCCGCCACCGGCAACUAACACAUGACCUUCUGACCUCUGAACUCUUCACCCAAUGACGAGCCGCCCCAAGCCUGCCUGCUGAUCAGUUAACUGGUAAUUGCCUUUUGCUAGCCUCUCGGACGCAAGUGGCAGAGAGAGAGGCGCCUGCCCGUACAGUUACCCUAACACGUUCUGACAAAAAGAUGCAGACUCUUCACUGAAACACAACAAAAAACCCAACACAGCUGUGGAUUAUUCAUUUUAUUUUUUUUCCUCUGUUCAUUAGUUCAGUUCCCAUUCGUUCUCUUUCUUUUUCCUCAUGAAUCACGCACCGGGCGGAUCUGUUUGUGCUAUUACUCAUGAAUCUGCACUGAAUUAUAAAGCAAUAAAGAACCCCCGAUCCCACCCGCCUUUAAUUACUCUGAUUAGGUGACCUCACUCGCUCUCCAUCUCCAGUCUGAGACGCAGACCGUUUUGGUUUUGGAGGGAUCGCCCACAAAUUGCCCCAGACUUUCCUUUAGCAACGCCCCACCUGCCCCACCUGCCCCUCAGACCCCCGUCUGCCGCAGCGGAGAAAGAAACAGAAGGAACGGGAACGUUCACUUGCAUUAACGUGUUUAAUUUCUGUCAUUUUUUUUACCAAACCCCCCCCAACAUGUAUUUCAGUUGUUGAGCUUGUAAUUAUGAGCUGACACAUUCUGGGUGUGCCCCUCUUAAUGGCUUUCUGUCUGUUUAUUUUUUUAAAGCAUGGCUAAAAUGAUUGCAAAAAGAGCUUUUUUUAUGAUUUAUGUUUUUUUUCCUGUCUUGAUUUAAUGCUUUUCUUUUUUUUUUUUUCACUUUUAUUGUGUUUAAUUUUUCAGUUCUGAUUGAACUAAUUAGCUUCAGAUACUGAAACAAAGCAGGUGGUUAUCUCUGGAAGUCAGAACAGAGUUUUAGCGUUUGAGGCUGAAAACGAAAGGCGUGAUGGGAGGGGCUAGCUUGGGUUGAUGGGUCUGUCUGUGUGAGUGUGUGUGAGUGUGUGUUUUUGAUUAAUACUAAAACAAAAGUGGGGUGAGGCUUCGGGGACGUGGGCCCCAUCCACACUACAUCCACUAUCCAGUGCCUGAUGUAUUUAGAAGAAUAUCUCGAUGAGUUAGCUGAGCUGUGAUCACAAAGAUUAAAACAAAAAAAAAAGUAUUGUGUGCGUAUUUAGCCAAAGGGUUUUCAGUGACUAAUAUAUCUGCAGUUAUGCAUCUGCUUGGCAGAGGGCUCUCUUUGUGAUUUUUAGUUUGGGUGCCUGCCUUCAGCUGGAACAGGAGUUUUACCCCAUCCCGCUCAGUUUUAUUUGUUCUUAUUUUCCUGAGGUCAAAACAGGCAAUUAACACUAAAAUUACAUGCUACUCGAUUAUAGUGAAGUGCCAGGGGAAAAGACACUCAUGACAAGCAAGAGGUUUAUUGUUUUGGUUUGUUGUUUGGUUUUUUUUGGCCCAUUUUUGCAGAUUUAUUCCCACUACAGUGGAUUUGUUUUCUCCUUUUUUUCCGUUUAGUUUUCAUUUUUGUCCUCUGUGUUAUGUGUGUGUAAGUUGGGGCAUGAGGUCGACAUAAUCCUGACCUUUCUGCAUAUUAUUCUUUUAAUUAUUUUACUAAUGAAACCUAACAUAUGCCAAACCAUCCAUAAGUGCAUCCACAAUGUGUCACACCUCCCUCUGAUGGUAGUCCAGCUUCUGAGCCCACGAUCCUUUGUUUAAAUCUCAAGAAAAAAUAGGAUGUGAAAGCCAUGCCUGCCUGUUCAAAUUGCUUUAUACAUACGUCUUAUAUAUAUAUAUCUAUAAAUAUAUAUAAAUAUAUAAAAAUGUAGAUAUCUGUCAAUGCAUAUAAAAAUACAGAUGAGAACAAAAACAUAGAUAAUUUUACAGGGUGCUGGAGAUGAGAAAAAAAAUCAAUCUAUUUUUGGCAAUUUUAGCUUUUGAUACUUUACUUGCAGUUAUAAAAUAAUAAUAAUAAAAAAAUUAAGAAAAAAUGUUUCCGAUGGAGGAAAACUGAAGGCGAGUGGGUGAGAAAAAGUUGCCUGGAAUCUAAUUGGAGAAAGGAAAGACUGAAGCAGUCAGAACCAUGAGAGGAUCAAAUCAAAGUGCCUUAUCAACAGUGGUUUCUGUUUUUUAGUAUCCAGUUGUGUUUUAAAAUAAAACGAAUUAAAGGAAAAAAAAAAAAAAAAAGGAUAUCCAGCACCCACCAAGAUGGCGCAGAGAGGAACGGCAAGUGUUACACGCUCGGAAAAAGACGAGCUGGGCCUCCGCCGCCGCACCGCGGCGCCGCCCGAGUUACUCUAUGCAAAAAGAAUAGCAGUCGUUUUGACCAGCUAAAAUAUGUGCCAUGGUUUUUGUCUUCCUGAAAAUGAUUUUAAGUUUUCCUUUUCCUUCACUUGAUGGCCCUUUACUCUGCUGUACGAGCAGAUCUCGUCUUUUAAUUUUGAUUUUAUUGAUGAUAUGAAUUAUUGUCUUAUUUUAUUUUAUUUUUUUGGUUUUACUUUGUAUCUUGAACAAAUUGAACUGCCAUUAGCAACCAAGUAGUCUGCCACGAGACGCUCUGAUGAUGAGCAGCGUUCAGGGAGCCGAACGGGGAAGUGUUUGUUUGAACAGCGUCAUCCGGUCCACAUAUCUCCGUGUCAAUUUGACAACAAACUAUCAGUACAGUAAUGAGAUUUCUAAUGGACAAAGGAAGCGCUGGGUAAUGAAACAAGCACCUGCUUCACAGUCAGAUAGUUUCCAGUUAUUGAAACGACUGACAGCUUAUUGCUGAAAGGUGAAAAAAAAACAAAAAUGAAAUAGAGAAAUUCUGGGAUCCAACAGAGCCGUCGGCAGUCUGUUUUCUCUCUCGCUGAUACACCAAAAGGUCAAUGAAUUAUGAUUUUCUUUUUUGUUUUCUACUUCAGUGUUAUUAUUUUAAAUUGAAAUGCAAUAUUAACGUGGAGAAAGAUGAUGGCAAAUCAGCAUCUGACAGUAUUAAGAAAAUCCCCUCUGCAAUGUUCCACCAUGCUGUGUCAUUGUGAAAGGCUGGAUAAGUCCAUCAGGUGAAAGGUUGACUCUAUACCUACCGUAUUCUCUCUGGCCUGCCUACUACAUGUAUGAUAAUGUAAUUAACAGCCAUUGUUACAGGUUUAUAAUGUAUUUUUCUAAUCUCAUUUUAUAUGUAUAUUAAUCAUGUUUCUGAGUGUUUUUUUUUUUCUUAAUUUUUAUGAGCUCCCCCUGCCCUCCCACCACCUCUUCUCCAUCUCAACCUGUCUCCUGUGGGGAGUUUUGCCUUCUUCUCUGUUAGAUUUUUGUUUUUCUUGCCGACUCCCAGCUUGUUUAACUCAUUAGCGACUUUAUUAGUUUCCUUGUCAUAAGUAUUUUUACAUGCUUGCAUUUAGUUUUCAUGGUGUAUGCUGUUAUUUUUCUUAUUAACCUCUUGGCAUUUAUUUUAAUAAACAUUCUUAGUAAGAAUUUUACUAACUUGCUGAUAUUUUGUCUUGUGUUUUUAACCUGUUUCAUGAAUGUUAUUACCCUGGUCUGGUUCACGGACUAACACGAUUAAAACCAGCGUAUGGCCACGACUUUUACUCACCAACACACACACACACACACAACCUAACUCAGGGGUGUCCAAAGUGAGGCUCGAGGGCCAUUUGUGGCUCUUGGCUGAUUUUGUUCAAGAGCAAUACAAACUUUGUCUGUCGACGCUGCAAAAAAUACUUGGUAAGAUUUAGUGUUUUUGCAGUGCAGCACAGGUGGUUGAUGCAGGAGAUAUUUAAUUUGUAAUCAGGGUAAAAUUAUUACCAACAUAAUUUUCUCACAAUGCAAAAUGUUAAAUGCAGCACCAAGUAUUAGUCUUUUUAUAACUAAACUUUUUUAGAACUAAACAAAUUCAACUUUUACUGAAAAGUUGACUUUGCUGCACCCAAAUCAGCUUUUAUUUUACUUAUAAAACUUGAUCUACAAGCUGGGAAUAAACUUGUUGAAGUGAAGCGAAAAUAAGUUGAAAACUAGAUUCCCUUCUUUUUUAAUACAUCAAACAUGAACAAUUUAAAGUUUUUGACUGUGAUUUUGUCAAAGGUGACAAAACAUUUGGACACCCCUGACCUCAGAGGCGAGCGCACGGUUCGGUGGGAGGGUGGUCACUGCUGCUGCCACGCUGUCUGCUCGGUUCCAGCACUGCUGCUGCGUCCAGACGAAUCUUAGUCUCCUGUCCUUCUGCGUCACUGAGCCCUGCAGGAAAUGAAGGAGAGCGUAAGCUGCAUGCUUUUAUAUCGGGGUCUGCGGUGAGUCGGGUUGCUCUUAAAAAGCUGCAUAAUGUGGAUCUCAAAAGUGGCAAAUUGUUUGAUUUUGGUGACUUUUCUGAAUCAUCGCAAAGUUUUCCACUUUUAAUGUGACUGAUGUUCUGUACAGUUUAGCUGAAAAUAGGCUAAUCUGGCUCUGAGGACAUACCAGAACCACAACUGAUUGGUUUCUUCCUGAAAACCAUUUUUCCAUCGCAGCAUGACUAAAAGCUGAUUUUAUGAUCUGAUUAAUCUAAAAUUGAAUCUUUGGGCCACAUUUCUAAUAUUUCCUCCAAAAAACUAAACCAAGCAUCACAAAAUGAAUAUUAUUCAGACAGUGAAGCAUGGUGGUGGUGGCAUCAUGAUUAGGGGUUACAUUUUUUCCAAGCAAGUCAUUUUUGACCCUAAACCCUUCAGGUGUUUGCUACAAAGUUGAAGAUGAAGAGGAAUUUUAUAUUUCAGGCUGGCAUCGAGUCCAAACUAAAAAAAAAAAAAAAAGCUGAAUCUAAAUGUUGUGCCACCUACAGAGGAGGACUGAAUGCUCCUUUUAAAUAGUUUAAACCAUUUCUUUUCAGCUAAGUUGUUCAGGAUAUUUAUCUUAUUAAAUGCAGUAAAACUUUUCCUGGCUCUUGUUAUUUUCCGCCAUAAAAGCGGCGCCUUUUCUAACUGGGACGUGUCCACUUUUAAGAGCCGCUCUAAUCCCUGAAGAUGAAGCUUUUCUCCUGCCAUUAGUUACUGCAGCACUCAUCACAAUCUGUUCAAAAAAAUACUUCACAUUAGUCAUCUCAGAGGGAUUAAAGUUACUGUGGGCAGAAAGCCUCAUCAGCACACAUUUAUGAAAAAAAAAGGGAGUUAUUUACAGCUGACACUCUGAGCAGAUUUAUGGAAGACGGUCUAAAGCCGGUCGGCCAUUUUUGUUGUUCCCGCGGGGACGGCGGCGUUGCGGUUAUCUCCAGCUGUUGUCUGUUCGACGAGCACUUCUCCCCGUUCAGCUUAUUGAUGGAGCAACUACCGCUGGGCCAUUUGGGAGCAUCUAUGCUGCUUAGACACACACCAGUGCACCGUGCCAAUAUGAAGUACUCUGGGAUCAAAACAAGCUCAGUGUUUCAGACUUUCAGUGGAAAAUGUUUGGCCGCCUCUUAUUGUUUUUCUGGUAGUUUUAUUUCUUUUUUUUUUUUUUUUCCCCCAUUUGAAGCGCCGCCAGUGCUGCUUGUUCAUUUCCCCUCCCUGGGUUCACUCAGCUUUGCUCCUCUUUCCACUAAUUCGGGGUAUUGAUACCGACUCAACCGAACGAUUAACGAUAUUAAUCCUGAUUCCUUAACACAACAAACGGCACUUCCGGAGUUAUUUUUGUUUUACACUCUUUUCUACCCCUUUCUUUUCUCCCCCACUUCACUGCAGAAAUAACCUUGCCAUUAAACGCGGUGAUUCCUUUUUAUGUCUCAGCAAGAAGGAAACAACAGAAACAUCAGAGCUAACAUCUCUCCUCUCUGAAAUUAACAUUCAGAUUGUUGCUUUGAUCUGAAGACGGAUCAGCUGCUUUAAAACUUGCAGGCAGAGGCAGAGAUGUGAUUACAGGCAGCAGAAUUAUGUUUUCUUUUUUUUUUUUAUGAGUGUUGGGUUGUCAGACUUACUCGUCUCUGAUUGGUUUUUAGUGUUUUUCCUCUCCCGUACGACAUCAAGCGACUUCAGCUCAAAUCCGUCCAUUUUGUUCAGAUCAGAGAGAAUUUCUGAUUUUUGUGAAGCACAUACAGAUGCAUCUCGGUAAAUUAGAAUAUUAUAGGAAGAAUUGAUUAUUUCAGUAAAGGGAAAUUCAUAUUUAAUAUAGAUUAGACACAAAGGGACACAUGUCAACCAUUUAAUUGUGCUGAUGGUUACAGCAGAAGAAAAGUAAACUCCUGUGCUGGCUUGAUGAAACCCAGUGGACUCCAACUCUGAGCCUCUGCACUCUUCAUUCAGACUCUCAGACUUUACGUUUUGAAUUAAACCCUAAAUCUAAUUAAACAAAUUCAGUCAAAGUCCUUGUGAAUAUCCUGUUUUUCCUUCCACUAAAUGUUCUAUCAAUAUACUUGGAUAUCCACUCUGCACUCAGUCAACAUAUUUGGAAACGGCCUGUUCUGACUCAUUCUAGACCAAAAUACUUGGUAAUAUUUUAUAUUUUUGCAGCGUGCUGUUGCCUGUGAUCUAGCAAAGGUUUUCCUUCCACUGAACUUUCCAAUAAGUCCAAGCCAGCAUUCUUCUUCAUUCUCGUCGGCCAAUGCUUUUCUACCUUAAAAAUACUUUUUAUAGUGAUCCUGCUGUAAUCCAUAAUCAUCAAAAUUAAAAGCUUGAAAUAAAUCUGUUUUUAAUCUAUACAAUAUGUGAAUUUCCCCUUGAAUUGCUGAAAUAAAUAAUUCUUUCAGUCGUAUUUUAAUUGCGCUUUGUAUUAAAAUCACUGCCUAAAGUGUUUCAGUUAGUCUGUAGAAGUGCCUUUUUCUCUCAGAUUUGGAAAAUAUAUAUUUUUGUACCUUUUUAUUAUUAAUGAGCUAAUUUUUGUCUUUCCCUUUAUCUGAUAAAAAAUGUUUCAGGGUAAUGUGUAAAUAUAUUUUAAACUGGAAGGCUUUCCACCAUUAAACGUUGAGUUCCUGUUUUCUGUUUGCACCGCUGAUGAAGUUCUUCUUCUUUUUCUUUUUCUCCUUCUUCUUUUUCUUCUUUUUCUUUUUCUUUUUCUUCUUUUCCUUUUUUUUCUUCUUCUCCUUCUUCUUCUUCUUCUUCUUCUUCUGACUGGACCACAGUGUGCAGCAAACGGCCGUUCGCACACUGCUGCCAUCUCAGUUCUUUUCGGGGCAUUUAAAUGUGUUCACCUACCAACAGUCGUUGACUUUUCCUUCUGUUUGACAAACAUUCCUCUGUUCAGUCAGACUGCAGGUUGACCCUUCUGGGUGGUUAAACAGUAAGAGCUUCAACAGUUUUAUCCCCACUGGAUUUUACUUUGUCUCGUUUUCAUAACUGUGAUGCGUAUGCAGUUAAAAGUAUUAAAAGUUUUUCAGAAACCUAUGCUAGCGUGACUGUAAACUGCUAGUUCAUUAUUCAUAUAGUGGUGCACUAAUACCUGGGAAUAAUGUUUGAGUUUUUAUGUGAAGUAGACUUUAUUUGUGUGUGUUUUCUUUUGUUAUUGAAGGUAAUAAAUUCAGAGGUUGUUGAACAUGUAUUGCCACUUUUUGUUGCCCACUUUCCCUCCAAAAAAAAA